This is a messenger RNA of Charadrius vociferus (killdeer), 1231 nucleotides long. RefSeq names its product family with sequence similarity 3, member C (gene FAM3C). The record is from RefSeq and is a predicted model, not a curated record. Lineage: Eukaryota; Metazoa; Chordata; Aves; Charadriiformes; Charadriidae. Bases 51 to 734 code for a protein of 227 amino acids. The transcript is spliced from 9 exons.
AGGUGGCUAUUUUUAAUGCAGUAGUGUCAUUAACUGGCUGAAGACUAAACAUGAGAAUAGCAGGUGCUGCAAAGUUGGUAGUAGUCGUAGCAAUAUUUUUAUUGACAUUUUAUGUCAUAUCCCAAGUGUUUGAAAUAAAAAUGGAUGCAAACUUAGGACACAUAUUUGCGAGAUCAGCGCUGGAUGCAGCUGCACACUCUACAAAGCCUCCAAGAUACAAAUGUGGGAUCUCUAAAGCUUGUCCUGAAAAGCAUUUUGCAUUCAAAAUGGCAAGUGGAGCAGCAAAUGUAGUUGGACCUAAAAUUUGUGUAGAAGAUAAUGUUUUAAUGAGUGGAGUUAAAAAUAAUGUUGGCAGAGGAAUAAAUGUGGCCUUGGUCAAUGGUAAAACAGGAGAACCAUUAGACACUAAAUUCUUUGACAUGUGGGGAGGAGAUGUGGCACCGUUUAUUGAAUUUCUGAAGUCCAUCCAGGAUGGAACAAUAGUGUUAAUGGGAACAUAUGAUGAUGGUGCAACCAAGCUUAAUGAGGAAGCACGGAAACUGAUCGCUGACUUAGGAAGCACAUCUAUUACUAACCUUGGCUUUAGAGACAACUGGGUCUUCUGCGGUGGGAAAGGAAUUAAGACUAAAAGUCCAUUUGAACAGCAUAUAAAGAACAACAAGGACACAAACAAGUAUGAAGGCUGGCCAGAAGUUGUUGAGAUGGAAGGCUGUAUCCCUCAGAAGCAAGACUAAAUAAAAAGGAAACAAGAAUACGGAAGAAAAUGCACUUUCUGCUAUUAUUAGGGAGAGGGCUAUGAAGGAGACUGUACUGUAAAUAAUAUUUUUAAAGCAUGCAACCAUCUUGUCGGUGUGUGCAUGAGCACUGACAUUUUGAAUAUUGGGAUUAUUUAUUGCUAACACACAUAAAAGUCCUUUUUGUAAAUAUGUCCAGAAUAAAAGAAACAUCAAAACAUUUCUAUGCAGGUUUCUUAAAAGCACAGUAUUUAGUUUGCCUGUGGUAAAUGAUAUCUUGUAGAUUGACUGGCUAAUAAAUUGCAUAUUCGGAUAAUAAACAGAUCCUUACAAAUGUUGUACUGUCCUCUUAACAGCGUAAUGUUGCUGUGAGUAUGUAACCUUUGUGGAAUAUUGUAGAUUUUAGUGAUAAGUUAAUAAAGAGCUUUAAUUUUUUUUUAUCUUCUGCCUUUUUAAUGGCAGCAUCACUUUUUAUUAAAGCUGUUUGGUUAUUCUAA